This is a messenger RNA of Ostreobium quekettii, 1176 nucleotides long. NCBI's taxonomy places the organism in Eukaryota, Viridiplantae, Chlorophyta, Ulvophyceae, Bryopsidales, Ostreobiaceae. The record is from the annotation of a GenBank genome assembly.
AUGCAUCGUGGAAAGCGGCCUGCGUCUCAGAACCCCGAGUUGCUCCAAAAACAGGAGGACUUCGAACUGAGCGGCGUGGCCGCUGCCGCGUCCAAGAAGUGGGCCAAGUCUGUCUCCAAGCUGCAGAGGAAGGCGGAGAUGGAAGACUCGAAUGGUGACGACGCCUGGCUCUCAACCCUGCUCCCAGAGGCCUACGACCUGCCCGUGCCCGGUGUCCGCGCCCCGAAAUCCAAGCCCCACCACAGGCGCACGGCCAGCCGCGUGCUGGACGAGCUGCCCAUGGUCAACCCGCUGUUCGAGACCGUGGACCAGCCCGACAGGGGCGUAAGCUGCCCGCGGCUGGGCACCAAGAACUGGUUCGCCGAGAACGGCGUGGACAUCCCCGUGGCGGAGUCCAGGGCCGUGCCCGAGGCGCCCAAGGGGCCCCAGGACACCGUCACCCUGGAGAGGACCGCCGUGGAGAGCAGGGAGGCCAGGAGGGGCGGCGGGGACAGGGGGAGGAGCGCCGGUGGGCACGAGAGGAGCUCCAGGGGAGGCGCACCGCACCGCAGGGCGAAGCAGGAAAAGCGGCCGAGGAUCUUUCCGGCGAACGGGGUGGUGGAGGGCGGCCGGGGGCCGUAUGCGGUGGCCCUGCGCGGUCCACAGCCGAAGGUGGCGCCGGCGUUCCCUUGGCGGAUGCUCUUCUACGUCACCACUCUCCUCGCGUGGAGCCUGGCCGUGGAGAUCGUGACCGAUUAUGGCCAGAAGGCAAUGGCCUGCGGCGCUUGUGUGGUGGAGAAUCGAGAACUCGCCAACCGCAUCGAGGCCACAGAGCUGGAGAUGUUCGAUCGCGUGGGGUCCAUGGGGAUGUUGCUUUCCACCCAGGCUCUGGAGAACCAUCGUUUGAAGGAAGAGCUGGUGGAUGCACAGCUGUUUGCGAAGUACGUGCGACUGGGGGGAAGGUUGAACGUCAAAGAGAACCAGGGCGCCAAGGCAUCAGGUGAGGAAAUGGGCAGCCCUCCGGCAAGCCCCUUGGCAAGGUUUCUGGCUGACGUGCAGAAGGGUGCUUGGAGAUUGCGGUACCACUUCGCAAGGUUGGUAGGGUACAUCAGGAAGCAUAUGAAUCUUCCCAUUGACAGUGCCAUGUACGAGAGGCUGAAAUGGCUGGAGAGCAUGGCAGUAGGGCCUGUUGAAUAA